GUGAACAGCGGGGAGGGGUCGGUAUGGACUCCAUGCCUCUCUGUGACAAGCAUCUUUUUGGCAGAGCGGCUGAUGGCAGCCCAGCCAGACGCAGCGGAAACAGCGGCAGGAGCAGCAGCGGAAAGGAUCCCCCAGUAAUCAGAUUCGAAUUACCGUUUCCCUCGUCGCCACGGAGACGUCUUUCUUUGCAGGAAGUGGAGCGUUUCUGGAGAAGCUCGUGGCAUCAGAUCUCCACGCAGGACCAGAAAAUAGUACUUGUGAUGUUCUAGCUGUUUCGGAAACGACGACCUUUGACACUUUACCGCUUCACCGAGGAUCCCGCAAAGUUUUCAAAGAAAGAACUCAAAGAAAAGAUGACCGCCAUGCAGAAGCUGCUGCAGCUGCCCGUGAACGCGGUGAACAUGGUGAAGACUGUGCAGAGUCAGGUGCAGGGUCACGAAGAGGACAAGAGCCCCGUGCUGACCCCCGAUGGCGGGCAGCAGACCUGGUACAGCGCCCUGAGGCCUGACGAGCUGCGCCACCUCCGCUCGGGGAGCAGCGGAGGAGGAGGUGUUGGCGACAGAGGGAGAGAUCAGGAGGAGCGAGCGCCACCGGAGGAAGGUGGCGGCGCUAACGGGAGUUCCCAAAGUCAACCUUUGCGACACGACGACCUGAAGGAGAUGCUGGACAGCAACAAAGACUCGCUGAAGCUGGAGGCCAUGAAACGCAUCGUGGCCAUGAUCGCCCGCGGUAAAAAUGCGUCAGACCUCUUCCCUGCGGUAGUGAAAAAUGUGGCUUGUAAAAAUAUUGAGGUGAAGAAGCUGGUCUACGUUUACCUCGUACGCUACGCCGAGGAGCAGCAAGACCUCGCACUGCUCUCCAUCUCCACGUUUCAGCGAGGCUUGAAGGAUCCCAACCAGCUGAUCAGAGCCAGCGCGUUGCGAGUCCUCUCCAGCAUCCGAGUCACCAUCAUUGUUCCCAUAAUGAUGCUGGCCAUCAAAGAGGCCGCUUCCGACAUGUCUCCUUAUGUUCGGAAGACUGCUGCCCACGCCAUCCCUAAGCUCUACAGUCUGGAUCCAGAACAGAAGGACCAGCUAAUUGAAGUCAUUGAGAAACUCCUUGCUGACAAAACCACACUUGUGGCAGGCAGCGUGGUCAUGGCCUUUGAGGAGGUGUGUCCCGAGCGGAUCGACCUGAUCCACAAGAACUACAGGAAGCUCUGCAACCUCCUGAUCGACGUGGAGGAGUGGGGCCAGGUGGUCAUCAUCAACAUGCUGACGCGCUACGCCAGGACGCAGUUCCUCAACCCCAACAUCAAUCUAGGUGAUCAAGCAAAAAGUCAAGAAUUUUUCAAGGAAUCCCUGCUGGAGGAAGGCGGAGACAAGACCUUCUAUGGCUCCGAUGGCAACGGCGACGACGAAGAUGAGGAGGACAAGCUGAAGAAGGCCGAGGUGGCCGCUUUGGCCAAGAGGAAGCCGUAUGUGAUGGAUCCGGACCACCGGCUGCUGCUGAGGAACACCAAGCCACUCUUGCAGAGCCGCAACGCAGCUGUGGUGAUGGCCGUGGCUCAGCUCUACUUUCAUCUCGCCCCCAAAGCGGAGGUCGGGGUGAUCGCCAAGGCUCUGGUGCGUCUUCUGCGGAGUCACAGUGAAGUUCAGUACGUUGUUCUUCAAAAUGUGGCCACAAUGACCAUCAAGAGAAGGGGGAUGUUCGAACCGUACCUGAAGAGUUUCUACAUCCGCUCCACAGACCCGACACAGAUAAAAAUCCUCAAGCUGGAGGUUCUCACCAAUCUUGCCAAUGAGACCAACAUCUCCACGAUUCUCAGAGAGUUUCAGACAUACAUUAAAAGCAUGGAUAAAGACUUUGUGGCCGCCACCAUCCAAGCCAUCGGCCGCUGUGCCACCAACAUCGGAGAAGUGAGGGACACGUGUCUGAACGGCCUGGUGCAGCUGCUGUCCAACAGAGACGAGUUGGUGGUGGCUGAGUCGGUGGUGGUCAUCAAGAAGCUGCUGCAGAUGCAGCCUGAGAAGCACAGCGACAUCAUCAAGCACAUGGCCAAACUGACGGACAACAUCCAGGUGCCGAUGGCGCGGGCCAGCAUUCUGUGGCUGAUCGGCGAAUACUGCGAGCACGUGCCUAAGAUCGCCCCGGACGUCCUGAGGAAGAUGGCCAAGUCCUUCACCAAUGAGGAGGACAUUGUCAAGCUUCAGAUACUCAACCUGGCUGCCAAGCUCUAUCUCACCAACUCCAAACAGACCAAACUGUUGACGCAGUAUGUCCUCAACCUGGCCAAGUACGACCAGAACUACGACAUCCGCGAUCGGGCACGCUUCAUCCGCCAGCUCAUCGUACCCACCGAGAAGAGCGGAGCCCUCAGCAAGUACGCCAAAAAACUCUUCCUGGCCCUCAAGCCCGCGCCCGUCCUGGAGUCUCCGUUUAAAGAUCGAGACCACUUCCAGCUGGGCUCGCUGUCGCACCUGCUGAACGCCAAAACCGGCGGCUACCAGGAGUUGCCCGACUGGCCGGAAGCCGCCCCAGAUCCCUCCGUGCGCAACGUGGAGGUGAAGGAGUCUUCUUGCCAGGUAUUUUCGCUGCUUGAGCGAGUCACAACGUUGACCAGCGUGCCCGAGUGGACCAAGUGCAGCAGCCGGGAGAAGAGGAAGGAGAAGAAAGUGGAGAAGCCCUUCUACUCCGACUCUGAGGGCGAGUCUGGGCCGACUGAGUCCGCCGACAGCGAGUCGUACUCCUCCAGUGGCUCCGACAGCGGAAGCGGGAGCGCCGAAAACGGUUCGGGAUCAGAGAGCGAAGACAGCGUAGAAGCUUCAGAGUCGGAGGAAGAGGAGGAGCACAAGAAGAAGAAGAAGAAAGAGUUCAAGAGGCCGGUGCAAGAAAGCGAAAGCGAGGAGAGCAGUGAGGAGGAAGAGAGGAAGCGCAAACAACUGAAGAGCAACUCUGAGUCGGAGUCUGACGAAGACGAGGAAAGCGAUUCCGAAAGCAGCCAAUCGGAAUCUGAAGAUUCAGAGUCGGAGGUGGACGUCAAAAAGAAGAAGGAAGUGCAAUCAAAAGCUCCCUCCAAGCCCGUCACAAAAGAGAGCAAGAAAGAAAAGAAAGAAAUGUCGCUGCUGGACCUUGACGACUUCGAACCCGCCGCUUCGCCUCAAGUGACGCCCGUCAACUCCUUCCUGUGCAGCAGUCUCGUGACUGACCUGGAGGGUUUGUCUUUGUCUGACUCCGUCCUCUCGCCCAUUGCCAUCUCGCCGUCGGGCGCGCAGACGAGCUACGAGCUGCUGCACCGCAUCACUGGGGAGGGCCUGUCGGUGGUUUACUGCUUCAGCCGCCAGCCGUUCGGCCCCGACCCCAAGAUGGUGGCGGUGCAGAUGCAGUUCGCCAACAGCGCCGCCGCAGACGCCAAGAACCUGCACAUGGAGGACGUCAAGAUGCAGUCCGGCAUGAGGGUCCAAGAGUUCCCGGAAAUCGAGCUGCUUCCUGCGGGUGAGACGGCCACCGCCGAGAUGGGCAUCGACUUCUGCGACUCCACACAAGCGGCAAACUUCCAGCUGUGCACUCACAGCAGGAAGUUCUUCGUCUCCAUCCAGCCGCCAGUUGGAGAGCUGAUGAAACCCAUUUUCAUGACCGAGAACGAGUUUAAAAAGGAGCAAGAGACGCUAUCACAGCGUCUAGGUCAGCUGAUGGGCAUGAACGAGAUCACAGAGAGGCUGACGCUGGACGCAAAGUGCCGGGACGAGCACGCCGUCGUCCAGAGGGUGACGGCCGCCGCCAACCUCAGCAGAGUGCCCUGUGGCUCCGACAAAGAAUGCAGUCCUCCACUUCCUCUUCCUGCACUUCCACUUCCUGUGCACAGAUUCGCCGGCAGGACGGUGAGCGGCGGCAGCCUGGUGCUGGUCACCGUGGCGACCAAGGAGGACGGUGCCGCCCAGCUGACGCUCAACUGCGACAAGAUGGUGAUCGGCACCAUGCUGGUCAAGGACAUCCUGCUGGCGCUCACGCAGUGACGCGGGCGCUGCUCGCAUCCCGCCUGCCCGCUUCCACUCUCCCGCCUUCGCCUGGAAUGUUCGUGUUUGUUUCUUUGUUUGUUUUUUGGUUUCCAGCUUGCCACCUCUUUGACAAUCAGAAAAAGGAUGACCCCACGCUACGUCUGCUAACAGGAACAACAUGACGGCAUCUCAAGACUACAUUAUGUUGCCCGCUACCUAGAAAAUGAAUUCCAUUCCAGAAAACUUCUCGGGGCUCUUGGUGCCAAUUAAUAGUUGGUUUCUGAAGGUUAAGUAGUCAAGUAGUCAUUUUAGAUUAUUUUUUCCUUACAAUUUCCACCAAAUUCCAUAUUUAAGAACAUUGGAGAAUUUUUUGUUGUUGUUUUGAAGAAAAACAUUGGUUAUCAGAUGUUAUUCGGUAACGUUCGAUUUUCUUCUUUCAAACGAUUUCUAUCUAAUUUCAUAUAAAAUAACAUUUGAGAAACUUUGUUUUGUUUAAAAAAAACAAUACAUUGUUUCAAAUGUAAUUUAGUAAUAUUAGGUUUUUUAGUUUAUAAUUUUAAAACAAUUUCUAACAAAUUCACUUUUGUUUCUUUUCAUUAAAUUAGGUUAUCAAAUGUUAUUUAGCAAUGUUCGAGGAUUCUUUUAUUUAUUUUCUACCAAAUUUCAUAUUGAGAAACAUUUGAGAAAUGUUUUUUUAUAUUAUUUUUACUUUCUUUAAAAAAACAUUUCCCAAAUUCCAUAUGAAUUCGGAAUAUUUCUUUUUACACUUGAAAAGAAUUAAAUAAAAAUUUAGUUAUCAAAUCUCAUGUUUUUUUGUUAAUUUUUAUAUCUAACUUGGUCAUUAAUUUCCUCUUAUUUAAGUUUAUUUGGCUAAUUGCUUUUAAAGGCACAACUGUUAUGAAAUUGCAGAUUUUAAAAAAACCCCAAAAACAACCAAUGUAGGUCAUAGAAGACGUUUGCGUUUGAACGUGGCAUGACAAUUUCAAUCUUAUGUUGCAGUUAAAAAGUAAGACAAUAGCGGGAAUAAACAUUUGAAAUGUUGCUUUGUAUGCAACACUGCUACUGUAUGUACAGUAUGUGUGUGUUAUACUGUAUAUAUAAUACAAACCGCUCAUCUCAGACUUUUUACUUUUUUUUAACACUGGACGUGUUGUUGUUACAUGCAGAUUAUUUUAUUGUAUUUGUUGUUCUCCUUUGGGCCUUAAAGUAUAAUAAACCUGUGAACAUGUCACUUUUUUCUUUAAUUUUGGCUUAAAAAUUAAAUUCCAAUAAUUAUUGGGUAUUGUUAGGUAUUAAGUUCAUUAUUGAUUUCAGUGAAAUUUUAAAUAACAAUUGCUGAAAAUUAUAUCCAAAUAUAUUGGUAUCUUGUAAUAAAUUAGUGAAACUGCCCCCAUUUUACCCUGAUUUUGGCUUAAAAGGCUUACUGUAAUAAUUCAUAUUAGUCAUACAAAAAUUGUAAAACUUCACUGUCAUUCAUUUUGAUUCAUUUUUUUUAACAAUCUAUUUUGCCAAAUAAUUGAGCGUGAUACCCUGUGACAGAUGAGUAAAAAGGCUCCACAAUUGUUUUUAUUUUUUUUACCUUUUGGCUUCAAUGUAAUUAAAAAGUUAAAAUUCAGUUCUUCAAUGAUCAAAAAAGUUGUUUUUUUUACUGUUGGUGAAUGUAAGUUAUUUUAACAAAGCAGAUAUUUUUUUUUCUACAUGGCGCAUUUUAUCCCGACACCAUUUGUUUUAAAAUGCAAAUGAUGUAUUAUUUUUCAUCACGACUGUUGUGUGCUGCUUGACAACUGUAGGAGACAAAUAAAUGAUAAAAAAAGAUA
Molecule: messenger RNA, 5794 nt
Organism: Phyllopteryx taeniolatus (common seadragon)
Lineage: Eukaryota; Metazoa; Chordata; Actinopteri; Syngnathiformes; Syngnathidae
Product: AP-3 complex subunit beta-2
Exons: 29
Coding region: 354-3995 (1213 amino acids)
Biological process (GO): vesicle-mediated transport; anterograde synaptic vesicle transport; intracellular protein transport
Cellular component (GO): membrane coat; AP-3 adaptor complex
Source: RefSeq, a predicted model, not a curated record